AGAUAAUGACGCACGCAUCCUGGCGUCUGCUCAUUUUUCUUCCCAAGCUGGAGCAUCUAUGUCGUUUGUCCUUGAUGGCUGCCAUCUCCAAGCAUGCUAUCGGUAGCAUACCUCUACAAGAUAGCUGGCUGCCAAUUCAUUGCUGUUGAAAGAAGCCUUUGUUGACCAUGACAAUGGCUCAACAGCAUUCUAUCUCCUCGUCUCUUUUUCUGUUGGUGGUUUGCCUGCUGCUUGAAGGAUCGGCAUUCACUCCUUCGCAUUUUUCAUCAACGAAAUCUCUUCCGCUUUCUCAUACCACAUGUACUACACAAAGAUCCAGAUGCCCGCCUCCGAUUAUACUGCAACAAUCCUCUUCUUCUGACGCCAUUGACGAAAAACGUCCCGAAAGUCCCAUUCUCGAUGACAUUCCAGGGCCCUUGCAGCCGUUGUUUGCAGCCACUGCCGCUGCCACUUCUCAACGCAAUGCUGUGACGACCAGCAUGAGCCACGAUCCAUUUCGCUUUGAAUGGGGGACAUGGUGCAAUCAAGAGUUGCUGGUCGACCUCAUGGAUCGGGUCAAUGAAAUACGGUGUCAGCCAGGUGUCUUUGAUACCCUGCUGGAACGAUACGAGCCUCGCAUUCCCGCCAUAGAUGCCAUGAUGAGCGACGAGGAAGACGACGACGAAUCGACAACAACCAGUAUCAACAAGGCUCGUAGAAUACAAGUGGCAGGAGGACAAGAUUGGGACGUCAUUCUUCAUGUCUUGCCACAAGCUAGUUACUGGAGAGGGAGAUGGCCCACGGGUUCUUGGUCCGUGAUCAAACCCCUGAUUGGUGUCACUGAAGUGGCCAUGCUGCGAGAAUCCAAUCUGAAUCGAAAAGCCACGACAAAGGAUCUUCGAGGCGGCUCCGAUGGACGACUCGGAGGUGGAGGAAGUUCCACCGGUGGAGAAGACUGCGUAAAGUACGUUGGAGGACCCAUUCGACAGUAUUAUGCAAAGUCUGGCAAGACGGUCUUGUUGGAAGCCGUUGUCAGGCCACCCAUUAGUGUCGAUGAGGCAUUGGAGGAAGCGGAUGUGUUGAAGGAAGAUAUGGAUGAUAUCUUUGUAGUAGUUCCAAUGCUAAAGGAGGAGGAAGAGACAGAGGAAACGGCUGAAACCCAAGAGUUGGAGAAGAUUGUGGUGGAUGUGGACUCUACUUCGACAAAAACGGCUGCCCAGGAGACAGCAUCAACAGUAGAGGCAAAACCAACAACAACAGCCACUGACAGCCCAGACUCUUCCGCGAAGAAAGAAGAAGAUACUCUCCCCGAAUUGCCUACUGAGUCGACAAUCACCAACGAAGCUACCGUGGCCUCAAACCAGUCAUCGGAAGAGGCUGAAGAAAAAGCGGGCAAUGACAUUCAAUCAGCACUAGGAAUGACGUUUGAUCAGGUGGGAGGAUUGGAUGCACAACUUGAUGCCAUUGCUCGUCGUGUGUUGGCCUCUCGGGCCAAUCCCGCUGCGGCUCGUCGACUGGGGGUGAGUCAUGUCCGCGGGAUUCUGCUCUCGGGGCCUCCAGGCUGUGGAAAGACCUUGCUAGCCAGAGAGUUGGCACGUCUCUUGGAUGCCCGAGAACCUCAGAUCGUGAAUGGUCCCGAAAUUCUCGACAAAUUUAUAGGCGAGGCUGAAAAGAAAGUACGGGCAUUGUUCAUACCUGCUCAGCGAGAAUAUGCCGAGGUGGGAGAUGACUCCGCACUGCAUAUUAUUGUGCUGGAUGAAAUGGAUGCCAUUGCAAAGAAGCGAGGGACUGUGUCGUCAGAUACAACAGGCGUCAGGGAUUCGGUUGUAAAUCAGCUAUUGAGUUGUAUGGACGGUAUCAAAGAAGCCAACAACGUCCUUGUUGUGGGUUUGACUAACAGGCCAGAGCUGAUUGAUCCAGCCAUGUUGAGACCUGGGCGCCUGGAAGUGCAAUUGCGGGUCGAGUUGCCCGAUGCUGCCGGUCGGAGAGACAUUCUGCGAAUCCACACACGACAGAUGAAUGAAGCGGGAGCCUUGAGUGCUGAGGCUAUUGCGCUUACAGAAGAUAUGAGUGACGAUGGAACACCAGCUCGAACCGAACACUACAGUGGAGCCGAACUUGCUGGACUGGUUCGAAGCGCGGCUAGCUUCGCUCUUGCUCGGACCGUGCAAGAGGUGAACAAUGACGGCAUCAUCACUGUUGCUGACCUAGAAAGAAGUCUCAAAGAGGUGCUGCCGGCGCUUGGUAAGCAAGAUGAAGUGCUGAGACAAAGGUUCCCACUCGGAGUUUCCCCAUGUUCAUCAUCUAUGGAACGAAUAAUGCGAGACCUCGAACGUUUUACAACGCCACGAGCCGUUCCAAGAGAGUCGCCUCGAUUGGAAUCCGUGCUUCUUGUUGGUGCAGGGAAUAGCGGAGGCGCUGGUGCGACUGCUCUGGCUGCUUGGGCUGCAGCUGAAGCUUCUUCGAGUGGUACUGACUAUGUUCGUUUCAUCACCGCUCUAGACUUGAUUGUCGAAGGAGGAGGCGGCGAUGAAGCAAGGGCGGCGGCCCUUGUGGAGCGGUUCGCAGAAGCCAGAGAAAUGUCAAAUUCGAUGCUGGUUUUGGAUGACGUUGAUCAACUCUGUGCGGGAUCAGGCACAGCUGGUUACAGCAACGUGAUGCUGGCAACCUUGAGAGCGCUGCUUCGCACUCCCCCAGACAGUUUUUCGACAGCCAAAGCUGGAGGCGAAUCUGAAUCCAAGCGAGGGCAAAAAGGAGGCAAGACACUCCGGAUCAUUGCCGCAACAUCGCGAUCUGACGCAGCAUGUCGUGUCCUCAAUGAGAUCUUCGACGAAACGUUGGUGGUGCCUCUUCUCUCGGAAGCAGAAAGCCUACGAAAGUUGUUUGCGGAUAGCUUGGACGUUGCUGUCGCGAACGCAGAUUCCAUGGCCGAUUUGAUCAUUGAUCGGCUAGGGAAUGUGGGCUGCAAGACUGCUUUACGUCUGGCAGAACGUGCGGUCGGUACAGCCGGGGUUCGCGCUAACGAAGACGACAACAUGGAAGAAGCGCAGCUCAAUGCUUUGACAGGUAUUCUCGAUGAUCUUGCAGGAGAUGACGUCACAGCAGAGAAGCUUUGCGAAGUCCUUUGAGCAAGAAACUAGAUGGAUG
Molecule: messenger RNA, 3126 nt
Organism: Seminavis robusta
Lineage: Eukaryota; Bacillariophyta; Bacillariophyceae; Naviculales; Naviculaceae
Source: the annotation of a GenBank genome assembly